Messenger RNA from Spirometra erinaceieuropaei, 2214 nucleotides. Lineage: Eukaryota; Metazoa; Platyhelminthes; Cestoda; Diphyllobothriidea; Diphyllobothriidae. The record is from the annotation of a GenBank genome assembly.
AUGGCUCUUCAUAGCGUUGUUCCCACAGAACUGCGCCAGUUAAGGGCGUGCCUCCUUUGCGGUCUUGUAAAAACGCAGUCUCAGUUUGAGAUGAGUGGCUGUGAUAACUGUGAAGAUUACAUGAACAUCCAAGGUGACCGAGACGCCGUCCGUCAGUACACCUCCAACAAUUUUGAUGGGCUGAUCGCAAUGAUGAGCCCUGCCGAAAGUUGGGUAGCGCGUUGGACAAUGAUCGACAAGCUUACUCCCGGUGUUUACGCUAUGAGUGUGUAUGGAAAAUUGCCAAAAAGCAAGAUUCAAGACCUGCGUAGCAAGGGCAUAGUGUACCACUCUCGUGACAGGAGUCAGAUGUACGUGCCCGAGUUUAUAGAUUUCGGUUGUCAAAGUUGCACCAUUUUCUUCAUUUAUAUCCCCUCCUCCUGAGUUCCCGUUUUUAUUUUGUUGGCAUAGCUUGAUGACCUAUUUUGCUUUCGAUUGCAAUUUAAGCAGUCAUGACUCCUUAAAUUGAUUCCAUGGGCUCACUACACUAGACACUUAUUUGUGCCUUACUCUCAGUCCGUUUCAGUUUAAACGCCCGCAUCAAAGUGGAGCGGUCUGUUUACACCAUCUAUGCAGUGGAAAGGAGGGUUGCGCAAUGAAGCUUGGGCUUGAGGGGGAAGAUAAGACUCCGCUCAAUUUGGCGUAGUGAUGGGGAGUUAGUCUUCAAAGUUGAGAAGGCAUUCGACUUGCUAACUCUCGGCCAUGACGAAAUUGUCGGCAAUUAAUCAGUUACUCGCAUCGUGGAAGGAUUUGCUCGAUGCAGAGAUUCUGCUGCUAACUUAAUAGUUUUCGAAUGUCACCGAUGCUUCCAGGCCCUCUUCACGGAGGCCCCCAUUCCGGCCUAGCAUUUUUUGCAUCAUCUUUACCCUUAUUCGCUGUUCAACGCAGUGGUUAGGAUGGAUCCGUGUUGCAGACAACCGCAGGGCCCUUUAGCUAAUCCAGUCAUAAUGCCAUCGCUGGAUAAAUCUGAGAAUCCUCCUUCCCACCUUGUGGAUUGGGAUCUCAACAACAGUAAUUUGGUGCCUUGCUCCUCAAUCCCCGCUAGAAAGUGGGGCUGGGCCUCUGUGCUCAGAACUCCGAUUGUUUUGGCCUGCCGUAAUUUUGUUCCUAUGAUAGCACAACCCAUGCUAGUCCUCAUGCACGUAGUUAUCCUCAGCCGUCACUUGCCCAUCAUCACACCUGGUCGUUUCUUCUUCACUAUGCAUUCAGAAAUUAGUCCCUUGCCCUGCCUCCAGAGCAGCAAGUUUCUGACCAGUCUGCUAGGUGGCGCCAUCGAAGCAAUUUAAAAUUUGAAGUGUUUGAGCCGAACUUCAGAACCGGAGAAGUAAACGUGCUUGCCCUCGAUCCUGAGCCUUUACACUGUCGAAAGUCCAACAUUCUCCGCACUAGAGUUGUUUUCAUUUGGGCGACCGUGUGAACAGUAAUGUUACAAGGUCACGAAUGUUGAAAAUCUGGGUUAGAGAUCUCAGCUACUAGUGCAUGUGGCCUAUCAACCACAGCUGUCAACUUAACCAAAUUUCCGUCAUUAGUUGGAGACUCGUCCACGAACAGCCCACCACUUGGACGUGGUCAGCAGUGAGCACCCAUGCUAGUCCAGGCAUAUCCUGCGCUGACCGUGGCAAAAAACUAACUUUGGAUGUUCCAUGCGCACUAGAUUUUGUCAACUACAAGGGCAGAAACAUUGGUCAGUCCAAACGGAGACCGGGGGAAAGACGCAAGUGUCGAAUUUUAUCGAUCAUGGAAAAAAGCCAUUGACCCCGCAACCAUACGCCAAAGAGGCGUCAGAAUUAGUCAUCAUGGGAACCACCUGGUUGGGUUAGUUGCAAUGAGCAACCGAAAGGUAGACAGUUGCGGAUAUUUCACAUAGAGCCUGGCAAGGUCAUUUCCACUAAUUUUGUGCCAGCCCUACACGCCAUCACUGUGUCACCCACUUAUCCCACUCCAACCUAAUAGAUUAUUAAGCAAAAUGCUUGAUGCAUGCAUUCUAUUUUAUGACACUGAACCAAAUUCUUGAAUUUACUAUCUAUAUAAUGUAGAGGGACGGUUUUAACCCACUCAAUAUAGUGCUCCUAGUUGGCCGAUAGAAGUAAGGCUAAUAGCUUAUCUGAAGUUUAUAAGCCCAGAAGACACAAUCAUGAUGAGUCCUUAUUCAAAAUUUUUUAACAUUUCAGGUGA